AAGAUGCUUCCUCUCAUCCUCUCGGAACCUGCCUGGAACCUCACCCACUUUCUUACAAUACUCUCUUUCUCACCCUUCAUCCAUUCUCUAUAUAUUCCCUCUCACACUUCACUCUCCCCUCAACCAAAUCUCUCUCUCUCUCUCUCUCUUCUCAAUAUCAAACUUCUCACUAAUAGUGAUUUGGAUAUCUUCAGUUCUGCAGAAUAGAAGGUAUGGAAGGCUUUGCGUCCAGCUUCAGUCAAGAACAUGGCCCCAUCAAUGGCCGUCUCUGCUUUCAUACUGCUACCAACCAAUCCUUCUUCUCUGGAUCUCUUCCAUAUUACCAGACGCCGUCAGGUUCAACCGUAUGCAAUUCGAAAUCACCAAAGUCGUCAAAUUUGAGCAGCAGGAAGCCAUCUAUAAAUAUCACCAUCCCUCCCAUGGGCUUAAGGAUGAGUUCGUCUUCAACAUCAUCGGAUGUCGCAGAGGACAAUAACAAGCGCUACCGAGGAGUUCGGCGGCGGCCAUGGGGGAAGUUCGCGGCGGAGAUUCGUGACCCGAAUCGAAAGGGAUCAAGGGUUUGGCUUGGAACCUUCGAUACAGCCAUGGAAGCAGCGAAAGCAUACGACAGAGCCGCAUUCAAAAUGAGAGGAAGCAAAGCUAUACUCAAUUUCCCUCUUGAGAUUGGAUCAAGUUCUGAAGAAUCUGAGUCGUCAACAGUGGAAAACGUGGUUGGUGAGAAAAGGGAAAGAGAGGAAAAAAUUGAACAGAAGAAUGAAGAAGAAUUUAAGAAGAUGAAGAAGGAGGAGGACGAGGCAGCCUCACCCACAGGUGGGGUUGUUUCUUCUGCUGCUGCUGCUGCUUCAUCUUCUGUAACGGCUGGUCCAUUAACGCCGUCAUGCUGGAAGGGAUUUUGGGAUACUGAGGUUGCCAACACUAUUUUCAGUGUUCCUCCGUUAUCGCCGUUAUCUCCUCCAAUGAUGGUUGUGAGGUAGAAGCAAAGAG
Messenger RNA from Neltuma alba, 984 nucleotides. RefSeq names its product ethylene-responsive transcription factor 5-like. The transcript has a single exon. The record is from RefSeq and is a predicted model, not a curated record. NCBI's taxonomy places the organism in Eukaryota, Viridiplantae, Streptophyta, Magnoliopsida, Fabales, Fabaceae. Gene Ontology annotation, molecular function: DNA binding; DNA-binding transcription factor activity. Bases 213 to 974 code for a protein of 253 amino acids. Gene Ontology annotation, biological process: ethylene-activated signaling pathway; regulation of DNA-templated transcription.